UAUCUCCUGUCGUGCCGCUAGAGGCAUGUCGCCAUACCCAACUGUCAGCUUCUCUCAAGAGCGAGAGUCAGGCAACAACCAUUCUGGCCGGCUCGACCGCACUAAAAAGGAAAUGGUGUAACUUGUGCGAAGCAACAGCUUACCCAGAGGGGACCCUGAGCUCUUGAUGAUGAGUGUACGGCUGAAGUAUCCUACCCAUAGCAUACAUAUAUAGACAGGACAGCGUCCCUUUGCGAGCUCAUCGGGGUACCGCGCUGUCAUCCGUUAACUUUCUCAUCCUUGCACUUCGUCCCACUCAGGGAGGACCGAAUCAUGGCGGCACUUCCGGACGUUGCCUCCAUUCCCAUCCCUCUGGUGGCAACCCUAGGCAUUGCCCCUCUAAUUUUCUAUCUCGUCCUUGAUAGAAUUGGUCCCUUGUGGCCAAAUUCCAAAGCUUUCCUGAUUGGCAAGAAGAAACCGGAGACGGUGACAUCGUUCGAGUGCCCAUAUGCCUACAUCCGUCAGAUCUAUGGGAAGUAUCACUGGGAGCCAUUCGUACAGAAGCUGUCUCCGAGGCUCAAGGAUGAGGAUCCGGCCAAAUAUAAGAUGGUUCUGGAGAUAAUGGAUGCAAUCCAUCUGUGUCUGAUGCUAGUUGACGAUAUAACUGACAAUAGCGACUAUCGCAAAGGCAAGCCAGCAGCUCACCGGAUAUAUGGCCCUUCAGAGACAGCAAAUCGCGCUUACUACCGAGUCACCCAGAUUCUCAACAAGACCGUGCAAAAGUUCCCCAAGCUGGCCAAGUUCCUGCUACAGAAUCUGGAAGAAAUUCUCGAAGGCCAAGACCUGUCACUAAUCUGGCGACGGGAUGGACUGGGUAGCCUUUCGACUGUUCCUGAGGAGCGAGUUUCAGCCUAUCGUAAGAUGGCGUCAUUGAAAACUGGGGCGUUAUUCCGGCUGCUGGGACAAUUGGUGAUGGAGGACCAAUCGAUGGACGGGACGAUGACUACUCUUGCGUGGUGCUCGCAGCUGCAGAAUGACUGCAAAAAUGUCUACUCAUCCGAAUAUGCCAAGGCCAAAGGGGCGCUUGCCGAAGACCUGCGAAAUCGAGAGCUCUCCUUUCCAAUUAUUCUCGCGCUGGAAGCUCCCGAAGGGUAUUGGGUCGCCAGCGCUUUGGAGACCAGCUCACCGCGCAAUAUUCGCAAGGCGCUUGCUGUGAUUCAGAGCGAGAGAGUGCGAAAUGCUUGUUUCAAGGAGCUCAAGUCGGCGAGUGCUUCAGUCCAGGACUGGUUGGCUAUCUGGGGACGGAACGAGAAAAUGAAUUUGAAGAGCCAGCAGACGUAG
Aspergillus costaricaensis CBS 115574 is the source of this 1320-nucleotide messenger RNA. Its product is annotated as prenyl transferase. Bases 313 to 1320 code for a protein of 335 amino acids. Gene Ontology annotation, biological process: isoprenoid biosynthetic process. The record is from RefSeq and is a predicted model, not a curated record. Gene Ontology annotation, molecular function: prenyltransferase activity. NCBI's taxonomy places the organism in Eukaryota, Fungi, Ascomycota, Eurotiomycetes, Eurotiales, Aspergillaceae. The transcript is spliced from 3 exons.